UUUCCAGCCCAAACACAUGCCCAUUGUCCUCCGCAGCUGGACACAAGAAGAGAUAAGGAGAAGGAGUAUCUCUCCUCCUUACAUUCCAUAGUCAAGGUGUUGCAUUCCGAUCCUGUCCAUGGGAGGGAGACGCAGCCGUCGCCGUGGCAACUCAAUGACUUGUCUACUGCUUGGAAGAAAAGCAGGUCGCAGGUGAGACCGACAGUGAUGUCACAGUGGACUCUUCAUUGUCAUAGUAACACAUCUUACCUGCUCGAUGCUUGUUUGCUGGCCGCGACGCCGACGGACCGACGCUCCAAAGGAGAGACGCUGACAGGAAAACUCCUCCUCUUUGGCUCCUUGACUUCGUUCUCCAUAUUCACGCCCAGCUUUGACCCGUUUGCAUGCUGGAACACAGGAUGGAAUAUAGCGACGCUCAACUGGCGGGAAGCAAAGAAAAUAUAAACUGGAGACGUCUCCAUGGAAACCCUGACCUCCGUUUGGGCCCCCGGCGACCCCUGUGACCUCGUCGAGGCGCCGCGCGUGUGGGAGGCGUGUGUGUUCAACAGGGCUCCCCCUGCUGGCGUCUUUUGGUCAGAGCAGCUCUCUCAUCACCUGCAGAGGAACAAACAGCUGCAGGACACGCUGGUGCAGCGCGAGGAGCAGCUGAGUCGCCUCCAGGAGGAGAACAACAAACUCCGAGAGUUCCUCAACUCGUCCUUCGUCAGGAACGUGCGGGAGAAAAGCAAAUUGAGCAGGAAGCUGAAGAGGAACAACGAGCGCGCCUCCUUCCAGAACGUCCCUCAGGUCAGCAAACGUGUCUGCAGGAACCUCACCGCCGAGUUCUGCUCGGAGUCGCCGGCCUCGUCGGAGCCGGCUUUGGACCUGUGGGUUCUGAGGACGCUGGGCCUGAAGGACAGAGACACCAUCGACGCGUGCCAGCAGGUUUUAGAAGUCACACCGCCGCCUGCUGAGAGUGGCCCGGAAGGUCCGCUAAGUCGUGCCGACUGGACUCCACAGGACCCCGGUCCCCCGGUCCACAUGUCCACACAGUUCAGCCAGCCACCACACUUCUGCUCCUCCGCUCAGCAGCUCCCCUCCACCCCCAGGGACCCCCCGGUCAGUCCGCGUCACGUGUCCCCCCUCCCAAGUCCAGUCCACAGUGGUCCCUCACGUCCAUCGGACUUGGCCUUCAGUAUGGCCCUCAGUCCCUCCAGCAGCGUCAAGACCCACAGCUUCCCUCAGGGACAAGCCUUCGUCAGGAAAGACCCCGUGGGACGCUGGAACUUCACCUGGGUUCCCGCGCUGGCGUCCCACAAUGCACUUGGGUGACUUCAAUGACAAACUAGCUAACAAACACAACUGCCGAUUUUUAGAUGAAAUAGAAGGAAUGAAAUAAUGUGCUGCUAACUUAGACUUGUAAUAAACUUCUUAUUAGUUUUAUAGUGUAGAAAAAGGUAGUUUAAAGCUGCUCUGAUGUGUGGCUAACCCGCUAACUAGCUAAGACGCUAACAAGCAGCAGCACACUUUAAUCAUUAAAACAUUUUUUUUUAAAGAUUGUUGGUGCCACCAAAGACUACAAAAACAACAAUAAAACAUUG
Molecule: messenger RNA, 1580 nt
Organism: Nerophis lumbriciformis (worm pipefish)
Lineage: Eukaryota; Metazoa; Chordata; Actinopteri; Syngnathiformes; Syngnathidae
Gene: gmnc
Product: geminin coiled-coil domain containing
Biological process (GO): negative regulation of DNA replication; negative regulation of cell cycle
Cellular component (GO): nucleus
Source: RefSeq, a predicted model, not a curated record